Messenger RNA from Exserohilum turcica Et28A, 7494 nucleotides. RefSeq lists its product as uncharacterized. The record is from RefSeq and is a predicted model, not a curated record. Gene Ontology annotation, biological process: fatty acid biosynthetic process; secondary metabolite biosynthetic process. The transcript has 2 exons. Lineage: Eukaryota; Fungi; Ascomycota; Dothideomycetes; Pleosporales; Pleosporaceae. The coding region runs from base 1 to 7494 and encodes 2497 amino acids. Gene Ontology annotation, molecular function: fatty acid synthase activity; phosphopantetheine binding; oxidoreductase activity.
AUGGACCGUGCACCCGAACCAAUCGCCAUAUGUGGCAUGGCACUUCGCCUACCCGGCGCGCUAAAAACACCUGAGCAGUUCUGGGCACUUCUCACUCAAAAGAGAGAUGCUCGCGCCCGCAUUCCAUCACAACGCUUCGAUGCCGAGGCAUUUCAUUCGGCUUCAGGGAAAUCCGGAUACAUCAACUCACAAUAUGGCUACUUCUUGGACGAAAGUGCCGACGUGGGUGCUGUCGACACAUCCUUCUUUCGCAUGUCGCAACAAGAGUCCUGCCGCAUGGAUCCACAGCAGAAGAUGCUCCUUGAGCUUACAAGAGAGUGUUUCGAGAGUGCUGGAGAGACCGAAUGGCGCGGAAAAGAUAUCGGAACAUAUGUUGGAUCGUUCGGAAACGACUGGAUGGAGAUGUCCUUGAAAGACCCCCUUUCAAAAAGCAUGUACAAAAUCACUGGUCAUGGUGACUUCAUGCAUGCAAACCGGCUGGCUUACGAGUACGACUUGAAAGGCCCAAGCAUGACCGUACGGACAGCAUGCUCUGCAUCCUUGUUAGGCUUGCACGAAGCAUGCGUUGCAGUUCGAAAUGGAGACUGUAGCGCAGCUCUGGUUGGUGGCUGCAAUCUUCUCUGGAGCCCCGACGCUAUGUCUGAUAUGUCAGAACAAGGUGUUCUCUCAUCAGAAUCCUCUUGCCGAACGUUCGAUGCAAGUGCUGACGGGUAUGCUCGUGGAGAAGCUGUAAACAUGAUCUACAUCAAACCUUUGAGCGCAGCUAUCAGCGAUGGAAACCCAAUCCGUGCUAUUAUCCGCGGCACAGCAUCAAACGCAGACGGAAAGACUCAGGGUAUGAGCUUGCCUAGCUCAACCAGUCAGGAGCAAAUGAUGCGCAAGGCGUACAAAUCUGCAGGAAUUGCAGAAACCGACAUCCGACAAACUGCUUUUGUCGAAUGCCACGGUACAGGAACACCAACAGGUGAUCCUGUCGAGACUACAGCGGUGGGCAAUGUUUUUGGUAACAGUGGUGUUUAUAUUGGGUCCGUUAAGCCAAACGUUGGUCAUUCCGAGGGAGCAUCAGGAAUAACUUCCGUAAUCAAGGCUGUCCUCGCUUUAGAGAACCGCGUGAUUCCACCGAAUAUCAAAUUCGAAACACCAAAUCCCAACAUUCCGUUUGCAGAGAAGGAUUUGAGGGUCCCGACCGAGUGCAUAAAAUGGCCCAAAGAUAAACUCGAGCGAGUUUCUGUCAAUAGCUUUGGGAUUGGUGGCGCCAAUGCUCAUGUUAUACUCGAAUCUGCAGCUUCAUACGACUCAUCUCAGAUCGGCCAACCGGCGGUUCAGGGAGACAAGCUGCCCAUGGAACAAGACUCAACAAAACUUGAGGACUCAGGAAAGUUGUUUCUUGUCUCAGCAAAUACAUCAGAGUCUUUGCAGGUCCGCUUGCAGGAUCUGCGCAGUUAUGCCUUGAAGAAUUACGAGAAGAUCGAUGCCAUUUCCUAUACAUUGGCUUGCCGACGCGAACAUCUAGCCCAUCGUGCCUUUAGUGUUGUAAAGGGCGCAACCGUGGAUUCCCGCGCCGGUGUCUCCUUCACUGGAGCGUUUCCUCCGCGAUUGGCCAUGGUGUUCACUGGCCAAGGUGCGCAGUGGCCACAAAUGGGGACUGAGCUUUUACGAGCAAAUCCUACAUUUGCUUCUUCAAUCAGAGCUAUGGAUCGUGAGCUGAAAUCUCUGCCAUCACCACCAUCUUGGAGCAUAGAGGGCGAGUUAGCCAAGGACACUGACUCCAGUCAUGUGAAUGAAGCUGCACUUUCCCAGCCAUUGUGUACUGCUAUCCAAGUGGCUCUUGUCGAUGCUCUUGCUGAUCUUGCUAUCACACCUGAUUCUGUACUUGGCCAUUCAUCUGGCGAGGUUGCCGCAGCCUACGCAGCGGGCAGAAUAUCCCGUCGGGAAGCCAUUCAUAUCGCGUAUUACCGUGGGGUCGUUUCACAGCAGGCACCGCGAGGUGGUUCGAUGGCUGUCAUCGGUUUGGGUUGGGAUGAGGUUGCUCUCUAUCUCAAGCAGGGCGCUGUGAUUGCGUGCAACAAUUCGCCGUCCAACGUCACCAUCUCUGGUGAUACAGCAGCCGUGCAAGAGGUAGUGGAAGCUGUUCAAUCAUACAAGCCUGAGACCUUCGUGCGUAUGUUGAGAGUGGAUGUUGCGUACCAUUCACAUCAUAUGCUCACUGUAGGAGCCGAAUACCAAAGCAAGAUGGCAUCUUUUCAAGGAGAUGACCAUCUUCAGGAGCAAGCAUCUUCUCACCCGGAUUUCUUCUCGAGUGUCACCGGAAAAUUCUUGCCAGCGUCCGAGCGCAUCGACGCCCACUACUUUCGUCGCAACCUCGAAUCACCGGUCCUUUUCUUACAAGCUUUUGAUAGCCUUUUGGCAAGAUACAAGGACUCUGCACAACGUAACCUCUGCUUUCUCGAGAUAGGGCCUCACAGUGCCCUUUCAGGACCCAUCCGCCAGAUAAUGACUCAAAAAUCACUAAACCUUUCAUAUGUGUCGUGUCUCCAUCGGAAAACGGAUGCAAAUGGAACAUAUCUCGCUGCUCUUGGUACACUGUGGCAGUACGGUAUCGACUUCGACUUGAAUCGACUCACCAACCCCUCCAAAACUGCCAAAGUACUUACAAACAUUCCACUGUAUCCCUGGCAUCAUGAAGGUGCUCAUGUGUUCCAAAAUCGAAUCGCUCAGGCUUGGCGAUAUCCGAAAUUCCCACAUCAUGAGCUCCUUGGAUCAUUGAUCUUGGAGAAUACCGAGGAUCACCCCGGAUUCAGAAACAUUUUGCAGCUUGAGAAAAUUCCUUGGCUGCGAGACCACAAUAUCCAUGGUGACGUGGUUUUCCCGUGUGCGGCAUAUGUGGCUAUGGUUGGUGAGGCUAGUCGGAGGCUUCACUCUUCCGCUGGAAGUAAUGCUUUUGCUGGCUUCAGUGUCAAGAACAUGGUCAUCGGCACUGCAAUGGUUUUGGAAGAAAACAAACCAAUCGAGAUGGUCACGUCAUUGAGAAGAUGGCGAAUUACUGACACUUCGGAGAGUAACGGGUGGGAAUUUACGAUAUCCACGUAUGCAGGGACCAGCUGGAUUAAACACUGCUCGGGAUCGGUUGAAGCAAUCCAGUCUCCGCCGCUUUCGCAUCCACCUGUAAGCCCCGAGAGUGCCUUCACACGAAGCACUGAUGCAGCCAAAUGGUACCAAGCCAUGUGGAAUGUUGGGGCAAGGUACGGGCCCUUCUUCCAAGGAAUGAAAAACCCUGUAUGCUCACCAAACGAGCAAAUCGCCAAGGUUGUCGCUUGCGAUAACACGCCAAAGGAUUGUGAAUCGAAGUAUCUAGUUCACCCAACAACAAUCGACAUAUUCCUUCAGGCUACCAGCAUCGCUGCCUGCUACGGAAAAGGACAUGCCCUGGAGCGAAUGAAUGUGCCCACAUUCCUAAAGCAACUGGAGGUAUACAGCUGUCCAGGCGAUCUUCAGGUCCAUACGUCUGCGAAAAUCAUGGCUCAUGGUAGAAUUCAUGCGUGCGGCUAUGCAUUCGACGCAAAAGGAUCACUUGCUAUGAAGCUGGACACCGCGAAAAUGACACCAUUGGAAAAAGAAGUCGAGAUAGAUCCUCAUGCCGCAGGUGUGAUGACCUGGGAUCUAGAACCUAGUUUCACAUCAAUGUCGACAUUGGUGCGACAAAGUACUCCACCGGAAAAAUACGGAACGAUCAUGCAACAAUUCACGUCACUCCAGAUUCAAACUGCAUUGGAGAGGAUCAAGAACGUGGAGCUAGCGUCAGGAGCAGCAAUAUCUUUUGUAGCUUGGAUGAAGCGACAGCCUAUCGUCAGCACAGCACGUUCAACGGAAAUGAUAUCAGCUGAAGCAAACAAUUGUGUAGCUCCUGCAUAUGUGAGCGCAAUGGAGAAGAUUACAGAGAACAUUGUGGAGCUUGUGACUGAUCAGAUGUCGCCACUAGAACUUCUGAUGGCAGAUAACUCCCUGGCUCGGAUAUACCAACACAAACUGGCUGAUCUGACUCCUUACCUUAAACUUCUUGGGCAUCAGAAACCGAACAUGCGCGUUCUUGAAAUUGGUGCUGGGACUGGAGGAACGACCCGCGAAUUUCUAUCGAGUCUGAUCAAUCCUUCGGACCAGGGCAGAUUAUGGUCCUCUUACACCUACACAGACAUAUCAGCAGGUUUUUUCAAUGCUGCAAAGGAAACCUUCAAGGAUCACCCGGCUCUCGAUUUCAAGGUCCUCGACAUCACGAAAGACCCAAUCACUCAAGGAUUCCAGCCCCAUUCGUACGACCUUGUCAUUGCCGCCAAUGUUAUACACGCUGUUCCCAAUCUUCAGCAGACUUUGCGCAAUGUUCAUACUCUACUACAACCCAACGGAACAUUCUACCUCGAAGAGCUCUGUUGUGAUAUAAAAGCCACGAACUACGUUAUGGGUUUGCUUCCUGGUUGGUGGUUAGGUGAGCAAGACGGACGUGCGGAUGAGCCAUAUGUACAGCCUGAGAGAUGGGACAGUGAGCUCCGGGCUGCGGGCUUCACUGGCCUAGUCGAUUGCAUGCUGGAUGCACCUCGACCAUACCAGUCCAGUGCGUACAUGAUAACGAGCCCUAUGAUUGACGAAGCUCUACCGAAGCCCAUUACUUUGCUUUUCGAUGAUGGCUCACAACAAACUGCCAAAGAUUUGGAAAUUGAGUUGUCUCAAAAUGGUCAAUUUGAAGUUCUGCUCCAGCACUGGGAUACAGGAACAGUUUCACCGAAGAUGGACGCGAUUUGUUUACUCGAUGUGAACAAGCCAUUCUUCAUGAAUAUUGAUGCCUCCCGUUUCGAAAAGUUUCGCCAGUUGAUGAUUCAAAUAUCCGAGUCAAGAGAUGGAAUUCUCUGGCUGACUCGCAGUUCUCAGCUUCGUUGUGAACAUCCUCAAUGGGGUCAAACACCCGGAGCUAUUCGCGGCAUUCGAAAAGACAUGGAACUUGAUAUUGCAAUGUGCGAAAUUGAUCGCUUGAACAGUUCAAGUUGGAAAGCCGUAACUCAAAUAGCACAGAAAUUUUGUGGUCGUGGUCACAUCGCGAGGCGAUAUUUGGAGCUUGAGUACGCCAUUGAACAUGGAGAUGUAUAUGUGCCACGCAUGUAUCCAUUCUCUAUCAAUCAAGAGCUACAAAAUCUGGAAACUUCCUCGUCGAUCAAAGACGAUGUUGAAUUAGAUCUAACGAUUGGAGCUGUUGGUAGGCUUGACACACUCCAGUGGACUACACGUUCCAACCAAAAGCCAGAAGAGGGUCAAAUUGCUGUUGAGAUCAUGGCAACCGGACUCAAUUUCAGGGACGUGUUGACUGCUAUGGACCUUCUCGAAGUACCACGCCAAGUCCUAGGAUUGGAAGCUGCAGGAGUAGUGCGCGAGAUUGGCCCAGGAGUUAAAGACCUAGCAAUUGGAGAUCGUGUCAUCGUAAUGGGUGGCGCGAGUCUGUUUACGACCAAGGCCCUCGUGCCCAGUGUCAAUUGCUGGAAGUUUCCGACUUCCCUCUCCUUCCAACAGGCUGCUACAAUGCCCUGUGUAUUCAUGACAGUUAUUUACGGUCUGCUGGAAGUUGGUCAGAUGCAUAGUGGGCAAACGAUCCUAAUCCACUCUGCAUGUGGUGGAGUUGGCCUUGCAGCUAUUCAAGUUUGUCGCAUGCUUGGGGCUACGAUAUACUGCACAGUCAGUUCGGAAGAGAAGGUCAAAUUCUUGGUGGAGGAUAUCGGUAUACCAAGACGCCACAUCUUCGACUCGCGCAGUCGGUCAUUCUUGACUGAUGUCAUGCGCGUCACCAAUGGCGCUGGGGUAGACCUUGUGCUCAACUCACUUUCGGGCGACCUUCUCCAUGCAUCUUGGGAAUGUGUAGCGCAAUUUGGCAAAAUGAUCGAAAUCGGAAAACGGGAUUUGAUUGCCAACGGCCGCAUAUCUCUAAACCCUUUUGCAGAGAAUCGGAGUUUUCAUGGCAUCGAGCUAGCUCAUCUUCUCAACCAUCGACCGAAUGAGUGUCGAAGGCUAUUGGUAAAGAUGGUGGAACUCUAUGAGGCAGGGCACAUCCAGCCCAUCUUUCCAAUAAAGAACUUCCAGAUGGCCGAAGCUGAGCAAUGCUUCCGAUACAUGCAACAGGGUUGGCAUAUUGGCAAAGUCAUCCUAUCUAUGGAGAGUUCCGCCAGCCGACCACUCACUUCCCUAGGCCUGACCACGACUCAUCCUAAGCGCAAGCCUCAUAUAAACUCACAUGCCAGCUAUCUGCUUGCUGGCGGCCUCGGUGGGUUAGGCCGAAUCGUGGCCAACUGGUUAGUCGAGAAUGGAGCGCGACACCUGAUAUUUCUUUCUCGAUCUGCUGGCGAGAAAGAAUCCGACAAAGGUUACUUCAAGGACCUCGAAAGCCAAGGCUGCACUGUCACGGCUGUAAAGGGGAACGUCGCCAUUGCGAAAGACGUGGAGAAGGCUAUCACAGCUGCGACCGCUCCUGUACGCGGUGUGAUGAAUCUCGGCAUGGAGUUGCAAGACAUGAGCUUUCAUCAAAUGACCCACGAAUCAUGGAGUGCAGCGAAUGAUCCAAAAGUCCAGGGAACAUGGAAUCUGCACAAUGCAUGCGUGGCCAGAGAGAUCGACCUUGAUUUCUUCCUCCUGUUCAGCUCCAUUGUAGGUGUCUUCGGUGGCCCAGGCCAAGCCAAUUACGGAGCAGCAAACACGUUUCUUGAAGCUUUUGUACAAUAUCGGCACUCGCUAGGCAUGAAUGCUUCUGCCAUCAACGUCUGUUUGAUGCAUGACCACGGAUAUGUCGCAGAGAACCCGCUGAUGCUGGAACGUAUGCGAUUGCAAGGGACAUACGGAAUCAGCACACCGCAGCUACUGGACGCUAUCACACUAUCGCUGAGUACUGUUGAAGCGAAGGUGACGGCCAGAACUUCAAGAACCUGCCGGUCUUUAAGGACUCUCGGUCUUCGAAGCCAAACACCACUUUCUGAUCCUUCGAACCGCGUAGCGUGGAAAGACGACCGACGGAUGACAUACUAUCGCAAUCUCGAUACGGUUACCCAUGUAUCCUCUUCCGCUGGCGCAGGUGCAGAUUGUGCAACGGAUGCAAUCAAGGAUUUCAUGAAUCAAGUUCUUGCAGACCCAAUUAUCUUGACACAAUCCGCCACAGCUGAUUUCCUAGCACGACAAAUUGCGAAGAAAAUGGCCAUCAUGCUUCUUCGCCCACUGGACGGCAAGGACGACAGUGAGAUUGAUGUAUCAAGCUCACUUCAAGAUUCUGGACUGGACAGCUUGGUCGCUAUAGAGAUGCGCAGCUGGUGGAGGACAACCUUUGGCUUUGAGAUUAGUGUUCUGCAAAUGCUCGGAGCUGAGAACAUGUUGGCACUUGGAGAACGGGCGACUGAAGGGCUGAAACUCAAGUAUUCCGCCAUUCAAGAAGCUGCUGUGCCUCCUACACUCGCAGGAACAGUACCACCGUAA